Molecule: messenger RNA, 1155 nt
Organism: Diorhabda carinulata
Lineage: Eukaryota; Metazoa; Arthropoda; Insecta; Coleoptera; Chrysomelidae
Product: RNA demethylase ALKBH5-like
Exons: 4
Coding region: 128-1024 (298 amino acids)
Biological process (GO): mRNA export from nucleus; mRNA processing
Cellular component (GO): nucleus
Molecular function (GO): oxidative RNA demethylase activity
Source: RefSeq, a predicted model, not a curated record
AUAUUUAAUGUUUACCAAAAUAAUAUCAAAACGUUUUUUUAACUCGAAAGCAAAAAAUACGCAACUAGAAACUUGUUUCUAGCAAUAUUAGUGUUAAAUAAGAAUUAAAAUCCUAUAAUAAUUGAAAAUGUUUUAUUCUGACAAUUGUUAUAAACAAUAUUUGAAAUCGCAAGGAGAAAAAACACAUUUGAAGAAGCUUUAUGAUACCAUUCGGCAAUUUUUCGUGUUUACUGACGACACCCUCCGAAAAUUUGAAACCAAUGUUGAUGAAAUUGUGCAUAAAGGAAAAAAUGGCGCAUUAAAAAAAUCCACAAUUGAUUUAACACCUUUAAGAAUUAAAUACUUUUUUGGUGAACGUUACACUUAUGGUUCCCAAAACGGAGAAAACGGAAUAGGAUCAGAAAGACUCUACCCAAAAAAUUCCGUAGAUCCAAUUCCGACUUGGAUCACAAAAGGUAUUAUAAACCCUUUGAUAGAAGCUAAAAUCCUACCAAAAGAUUUUGUAAACAGCGUCGUUAUCAAUGAUUACCAACCAGGGGGUUGUAUUGUAUCCCAUAUUGAUCCACCACACAUUUUUGAUAGACCAAUAGUAUCACUGAGCUUAUUCAGUGACAGCGCUCUUUGUUUUGGUUGCAAAUUUCAUUACAAGCCUUUGAGGUGUUCCCAACCACUGCUCAAACUGGAAAUGCCACGAGGGGUCGUUACUUCUUUAAGUGGAUUUGCAGCUAAUGAAAUAACGCAUUGUGUGAGACCAGAAGACAUUACUGGUAGGCGAGCUGUGAUAAUGUUGCGAAGAGUUCACGAUUGUGCUCCCAGACUGCCUCAAACUGCAGUAAUGAGUAUUACGAGAAAUAUUUCAUAUACUGAUUCCUUAGAGUUAACGACUGAAGAUUUUAUAAAAUUUCAUCAAACUCUAUUAAAAUGGCAAAACCAAGGCAGUGUUGUUGGGAAAAUUAGAAAAAGGUUUGCCAAAAAGAAGGAUGGUACCACACGUUAUUCGGCUAAUUGCUACAAAAUAGUCUAAAUAUUUGUAUUAUAUUUUAAAUAAUUUCGUAAAACUUUUUUGUUUAAUUUACUCAUAAAAUACGUUUGGUUUCAGUUAGUCAACUUAUCUUCAAUAAUGUAGAUAUUGACUUGAUUAAACAUUAUAUAUUU